AUGUAUUGGCAGGAGAUUUUAGAUUUUAACUCUCAUGCGGAGGACUUCGGAUAUCCGACCACAGACCCAAGAGGUAGAGAAGUUGUGGACUUCAUUGCAUGCAACGGACUCAUUCUUCAUAACGUGCCGGACAGUCUGCCGACCUUCGAGACCCAAAUGGGAAAAGGAUGGCCCGACAUCACUCUGUCAACAGCGCGUCUGGCUCAGAAAAUACAGCACUGGACCGUAAGUGACACUCCCUCAAACUCGGACCAUCGCUAUAUAACGUUCCAGAUAGGUCAGCCACAUGCGCAGUUUAUGAACAAGCGUUAUAGAACCAAUGGCAGAAAAUUAAAACAACUUGUAAGCAGGCUAGGACCAGUACUAGAGCAGGUGGACGAGGCACUUAUGAAAUGUCAGAACAUAAAGGAUGCUGACGACUUAACCACCAGUAUGAUACGAGAUAUUCAAUCUAUCUGUGAUGCCACCCUAGGCCUGAAAUCACCAAAAGUUUUAAGAGUGGCAAACUGGUGGACGAAAGAGCUCCGUGCACAGCGCAGUCGCACCAGGGCACUUAGGCGUAAGAUGAAGAGCGAAAGAGACCCAGACAGGAGGCAAGCCCUUAGUGUUCUUUAUAAUAAAGAGCAAGCUCAGUACAAAAGGGCAAUUGCAGCCGCAAAACUUGCCAGCUGGAGGGAGUUCUGUACUAAGAAUGUAGAAGUCUAUGGUGCUCUCCACAAGAUAGCUUCGAACAAAGUUUACAGACCACCGGAGCUAAGAGCCUUUGCAGGGCAGCAGGCUGGACACAUAACAGAAAUCACGCUCAGGACAAUUCUUGACGCCGUACUUCCGGAAGAGGAUAUUACAGAUCCGUCCGACCACCAGGCUUAUACGCUGCACACAUCUGUCCCAGAUGAUAUGCCAUUUACGGAGAAGGAACACGUUCAGAGUUCAGAGUUGCAAUUCAAGAGUCAAGUUCAGAGUUCAGAGUUGCAAGUCAAGAGUCAAGUUCAGAGUUCAGAGUUGCAAGUUAAGAGUCAAGUUCAGAGUUGCGUCAAGUUCAGAGUUGCAAGUCAAGAGUCAAGUUCAGAGUUGCGUCAAGUUCAGAGUUCAGAGUUGCAAGUCAAGAGUCAA
This is a messenger RNA of Stegodyphus dumicola, 1113 nucleotides long. RefSeq lists its product as uncharacterized. The record is from RefSeq and is a predicted model, not a curated record. Lineage: Eukaryota; Metazoa; Arthropoda; Arachnida; Araneae; Eresidae.